CCAGGGAGAGCUUCCACCUUCGGGGCCGGAGCCCUGCUCCCCUUGCACCGGCGCCUGGCUCCGCGCUGAGUCAGGAUGGUGGGACUCACAGCCUCAGACGUGCCCCCGACCAUGGCGGUCACCAUCUUCUCGGCUGGAGUGGCGGCCGGCGUGGCGGAUGUGAUCACCUUCCCGCUGGACACGGCCAAAGUCCGGCUACAGAUCCAAUGCGAAUGCCAGACCUCCAGUGCUGUUAGGUAUAAAAGUGUCCUGGGAACAAUCACCACUCUGGCAAAAACAAGAGGGCCAAUGAAACUCUACAGCGGGCUGCCUGCUGGUCUCCAGAGACAAAUAAGCUUUGCCUCUCUUAGGAUCAGCAUCUAUGAAAGCAUCCAGGAGUUCUUCACCACAGGGAAAGAAAAAACACCUGGUUUAGGAAGCAGGGUCUCAGCGGGCCUAACGAAUGGCGGCGUGGCCGUGUUCAUUGGGCAACCCACAGAGGUAGUGAAGAUCAGACUUCAAGUGCCAAGCGGUCUACAUGGUCCCAAACCUCGCUACACUGGGACUUACAAUGCUUACAGAAUUAUAGCAACAACAGAAGGCUUGACGGGGCUUUGGAAAGGUUCUACUCCGAAUCUGACAAGAAUUGUCAUCAUCAGCUGUACAGAGCUAGUAACGUAUGACCUAAUGAAGGAGGCCCUUGUGAAAAACAAUUACAUUUCAGAUGAUGUGCCCUGUCACUUUGUGUCCGCUGUUAUCGCUGGAUUUUGCACAAUGGUUCUGUCCUCUCCAGUGGAUGUGGUGAAAACCAGAUCUGUUAACUGUCUACCGGGACGGUACACAAGUGUGUCCGACUGCGCAAUGAUGAUGCUCACUAAGGAAGGACCAUCGGCUUUUUUCAAAGGAUUUGUACCUUCCUUCUUGUGACUGGGAUCCUGGAACAUCAUCGUGUGUGUGCUUUGAACAGCUGAAGCGAGAAUUGAUGAAGUCGAGGCAGACCAUGGACUGUGCUACCUAAUCAUCUUCAGGGAAAGGAUGGAACAGACCAGUGGGAAUCUUUGC
Messenger RNA from Eubalaena glacialis (North Atlantic right whale), 1041 nucleotides. RefSeq names its product uncoupling protein 1 (gene UCP1). Gene Ontology annotation, cellular component: mitochondrial membrane. The transcript is spliced from 7 exons. NCBI's taxonomy places the organism in Eukaryota, Metazoa, Chordata, Mammalia, Artiodactyla, Balaenidae. The record is from RefSeq and is a predicted model, not a curated record. Gene Ontology annotation, molecular function: oxidative phosphorylation uncoupler activity. Gene Ontology annotation, biological process: response to cold; mitochondrial transport; mitochondrial transmembrane transport. The coding region runs from base 76 to 906 and encodes 276 amino acids.